This is a messenger RNA of Pogoniulus pusillus (Red-fronted tinkerbird), 3107 nucleotides long. It is a transcript of the gene LDLRAP1, whose product is annotated as low density lipoprotein receptor adaptor protein 1. NCBI's taxonomy places the organism in Eukaryota, Metazoa, Chordata, Aves, Piciformes, Lybiidae. The transcript has 9 exons. The record is from RefSeq and is a predicted model, not a curated record. The coding region runs from base 34 to 957 and encodes 307 amino acids.
AAGUUUUGCGGCGGGGCCGGGAGCGGGGCCGGGAUGGACGCGCUGAAGUCGGCAGGUCGCGCCCUGCUGCGGAGCCCCAGCGUCCACAAACCCUCCUGGGCCGGCGGCAGACACAAGAAGCUCCCGGAGAACUGGACUGACACCCGUGAGACGCUGCUGGAGGGGAUGCUCUUCAGCCUCAAGUACAUGGGCAUGACCCUGGUGGAGCAGCCCAAGGGAGAGGAGCUCUCUGCAGCUGCUGUCAAAAGGAUCGUUGCCACCGCUAAGGCGAGCGGAAAGAAGCUGCAGAAAGUGACGCUGAAAGUCUCCCCCCGGGGGAUUGUGCUGAACGACAGCGGCACCAAGGAGCUGAUCGAGAACGUCUCCAUAUACAGGAUCUCCUACUGCACCGCAGACAAGAUCCACGCUAAGGUCUUUGCCUACAUCGCCCAGAGCCAGCUGGGCGAGAGCCUGGAGUGCCAUGCCUUCCUCUGCCCCCGGCGCAAGACGGCUCAGGCAGUGACCCUCACCGUGGCCCAGGCCUUCAAAAUUGCCUUUGAGUUGUGGCAAGCAGCUAAAGAAGAGAAGGAGAAAAGGGAAAGGUCCAUCUUGGAAGGGGAGGAGAUGAGCAGCCCCAGCUCGGAAGGCCCUGCCCGCCCUGGUGCAUCAGCCCCCACAGGGAACUUGCUGGAUCUAGAAGAUGCUGCCAGGUCUCCCCUGCCCAGCAGCACAGGGUCCCCACACCUGGAUAACAGCAUGUUUGGGCCCAGCUCCUCUGUGAAUAACAACGUGGUGUGGGAGAUGGAGGAUGGCCUGGACGAGGCAUUCUCGAGAUUGGCUCAGUCAAGAACAAACCCUCAGGUCCUCGACACAGGACUGACAGCUCAAGACAUCCAGAGUGCAGAAGCUCUCUCUCCUGCCGGCUGGGGCAGGCUGGAUGCCGGCGCAGGGGAGAGGGAUGAGCUCUUCAUGUUCUGAGGUCAGCCCAGGAGCCGACAGAAGGACCAGCACUAGGAGCUGUGGACUGGGUCGUGCUGUUCCGGUGCUGCACUCAGGGGACUCUCCCGAGGGCUCUUCACCGAGUCAGGUGAUGCUGCAGCAGCAUCCUUUAGACCAAAGCUUUAGAAACCUAACGCAGACUUCUGCCCCUUGCUCUUACCUAACCCCCAGGACGCCCUGGAGCAUAUUUAUUCACUGUUUACAGAUGUUAUUGGCAGGACACCUACAGUGUUACGUGGCCAGAGGCCAUGGAAGAACCUUCAGCAGUGCCUGUUCCUCUCUGGAAACAAAGGAUGCAGCACCAAAGCCUCUCUGGGCCUUCCCCGGCCAAAGGGCUGCAGACCUAAGCACAACUGCUGCGGCUCCGCGGUCCUGGCUCCAGCACAGGUCACUGCCCGGGCAGAGGGAGGAGGUCUGCGGCAGCUGCCAACAGUGUGAGCCUGGGGUGGUGGCAGAGGCCCUGCUGUUGUGAGUGGCUGUGACACUCUCACGGCUGUCAGCCAGCCCCUGCUGGCCAGCUCCGGGUGGGAACUGACCCUUUCCUUUUGUACCCAAAGACUCUACCGUGAAGUUUUGCACUUGAACUGAAAGCCAAGGUCCGAAUUCUCAAGGGUCAGCAGUGCCUGGAGCUUCUCUUCAGGAGCUCUUUAACCCUACAAACCCACAAGUGAAACCCCAGCCCUGCCCCAGCCCUGCCAUGCUGCAGCUCUCUCUGAGCUGACCUCUCGGGGUGCGCCGUGGGCGAUGCACCUCCACGCCCUGCCUUGCACUGCCAGCCUGGAAAGCCAAACCUCCAGGGAGCACCAGUUUGGUUUGCUGCAGCCUGUGGAGGAAGCCUCCACAGCACUCUGGAUCUGUGUUCUCAGCCCUUGGCUGUGCAGGCCUCGUUCCUGGCCCCAGACCCUUUGGUUGUUGCUCGCUCGAUAGCCUCAGAUGGAAUUGGAUUAGGCAAGACCUGAUCUUCAUUAGCCCCUUCCAGCCAGACUCCCAUCCUCUUCCUCCCUCCUUCCCCACCCCCCUGUGACAGCCACAUCCCUGGUGAGGCUUGGGAAGCUGCCUUCAUCUGCUCCAGGAAUUGGAAGUAAGUGAUGGAGGUACAAAGCUUAAUGCUAAUGAAAGGAUUUAAGUGUAAUGAUCCUAAAUAGUCCACCCUGACAGUUUGCAGUGUUUGUGGCCUUAUGUGAAGUGUACUAAUCUGGUUUAUGGAUUGGUAACUUGCUUCUGAAACACUAAUUCAGUCCCCAGAUAGCUCUUUACAACUCUCUUUAAACUGCUUGCAGGGAAAAAAAGAAACCAAACCAAAAUCCCCAAUCCAGGAGGAAAAAAAAACUCAAACCCAACCUCUUUGGCAGCUGCAAGAACUUAUUAGGAAGCAGCUGAGUGACUCUGACUCAGAACUGACUUUAUUUGAUGGUUGGGUGUCCCCCCCAGGUAUGGACUGUGCUGAGGUGUGGAGGGCUUGGGAAGCUGCCUUGCUGUGUGUCCCAGUGCAGUCUGUGCCCUCUGUGCCCUGCCAAGUUGUGGUGAAAGCAGUUGGAGGUCUUUCAGGAGCUGCUGUGCCCAUGGCUGCCUCCCAUCAGCCUGCUGCUUGAAGAGGCUGAUGAGAGGGAAGGGAUUGAAGCCUGAGGAGGGCAGAUUGAGACUGGAGAUGAGGAAGAAAUGCUUUAAGGUGAGGGUGGGCACAGGUUGCCCAGGGAGGUUGUGGAUGUGCCCUCCCUGGAGGUGUUCCAGGUCAGGUUGGAUGAGGCUAGCAGGAGGUGACCCUGCCCAUGGAGCUGGAUGAGCUUUAAGGUCCCUUCCAACCCAACCCCUUCUAUGAAACUUCAUUCAAUGUUUGUUGGUGCUACAGAGCCACAGGGCAGAGACAGGAACCUGUUGCAUGAACCAUGCCAAAGCUGCUCGGGAGUGGUUGGAGCAAGCACCUUGUCCUGACCCAGGGGAGUGGGAAUCUUCCUGGGAAAGAACUUGGCUUAGGGAUGGUCCUUGAGGACUUCUCUGUCUGUUGAGCUUUCUCCUUCCCUAGAGGCUCUAGGAGCAGGCACUGACCUGUUUGUAGAGAGGUUCUGCAGAGGCCCUGAUGCUGUACAGCUCUGUGCUGAGGGAAAUAAAACUUCUGCCCUGGUUUUGGA